This is a messenger RNA of Gregarina niphandrodes, 846 nucleotides long. Its product is annotated as putative transmembrane protein. The record is from RefSeq and is a predicted model, not a curated record. The transcript has 2 exons. NCBI's taxonomy places the organism in Eukaryota, Apicomplexa, Conoidasida, Eugregarinorida, Gregarinidae. The coding region runs from base 1 to 846 and encodes 281 amino acids.
AUGUGGGUCGCAACUCGACACGAAGGUUUUGACCGCGAAGGAUUCCUGCUCAACCGGCCUAAGGUCUACACGGGCUUCGUGGCCGGUUCACUGGACCGGUGUUCGAAGGGCUUUCUGAGGACGGGUCUUCUGUUCCAGACUCUGGCGCUACUGGGGAUGAUUCUAUUCCACUACGCAUUUGGUGGGCUUGGCUACUAUACGUGGGACUUGAGGCACACGACGGAGGAGAUGCGGAACAAUGAGACGUAUCGAUUGGCUUUAUUGGGAUUCAACAUUCUGUAUUUCCUGGGAUCGAUUUUGUUGACGGCAUUCCAGGCUGGAUUGGCGGAUGAUGCAGCGUGGUCUCGUGGAUAUCGAGCGGGUAGCAAGUUAUUAAGUUACGCAAGUUUCUUCGAUGUGGUAGCGUCGACUAUGCAGUUGGCAUGGGCACUAAAUUUCAGCAGUUAUUACACGGAUGCGAUGUGGACCCAUUUCCGAGAUGGGAAUCUGGAUUGGGUGUUCUGUAAUGGAGCCCGAGUCAUCCGAGCAUUGGCUUAUGUUGGUUAUGGGCUGAGUUUCUUCCUGCUGGAGGUAUACCAUGAUGAGGGUACCAAUGACUGGCAUGGAGGUGCCAAUCUCAUUUUCUAUCUACUUGCUGGUAUCUCCGAAAUGUCGGUCAUCCUCCUAGCAGACCCAGCAUUCUCCACCGCCGUCAGCUUCGUGGCUCUCAUGAGCGCACUUCUCUGGGCUGUCGCCUUUGAAGAAGAAGUCAACGCCUCAUCCCCAGCUCUCAAUGAGUCCGAACUCUGCAACGAACUCGAAAAGCAAAUGGACCGUUUCGCACGCGUGAACCCACUCAACGUUUGA